Molecule: messenger RNA, 360 nt
Organism: Andrographis paniculata
Lineage: Eukaryota; Viridiplantae; Streptophyta; Magnoliopsida; Lamiales; Acanthaceae
Product: cysteine proteinase inhibitor 5-like
Exons: 1
Coding region: 1-360 (119 amino acids)
Molecular function (GO): cysteine-type endopeptidase inhibitor activity
Source: RefSeq, a predicted model, not a curated record
AUGGUUCCGAAAACCGUUCCUCUUUUAAUCUUCGUAACCGCCGCCGUCGCUCUUCCCGCCGCCGCCGCCGCUGCCUUGGGCGAGAAGCGCGUCGGCCGAUGGGAAGAGAUUCGAGAUCUGGAACUUCCGACUCUGAUGGAGAAGGCGAAUUUCGCCGUGAAUACGUACAACAAGAAGAAAAAAGCUCACCUGAAGUUCGAGCGAAUAUUACGAGCGAGAUUCAUGAUAAUGGCGGAAGAGCUGCUCCUGUUGGACAUCGCUGCUCGAGACGACGGCGAAGUGUCGAGAAAAUACAAGGCGUUGGUGCAUAAUAUGCCUUCUAGCUGUUGGCUUGAAUUCUUCAGAAAAAUAAAUGAAUGA